Messenger RNA from Astyanax mexicanus (Mexican tetra), 2525 nucleotides. RefSeq lists its product as uncharacterized. The record is from RefSeq and is a predicted model, not a curated record. The transcript is spliced from 3 exons. Bases 267 to 1199 code for a protein of 310 amino acids. NCBI's taxonomy places the organism in Eukaryota, Metazoa, Chordata, Actinopteri, Characiformes, Acestrorhamphidae.
AAUCCUCCGUCCAGGGGAAGUAAACACAGCAGUGUUCAAAUCCAGCAGCGGAGCGGCAGAAAUACAGCAUUAUUACAGCUAAUAAACCAGCUUAUAACUUCAUAUUUACAGCGCGGAAACGCCUCUAACAGGGGUUUUACAGUAGCGGCCUCUGUGUAGAAUUAAUCAGCCUGUUUUUGAGGCUCCAGCGCUGCGUUUUAAGCUCGUUUUAGUCCGGAAAGUGAAGAGUCAGAGCGCGGCUGAGCUCUGUAUCUACAGCCGGGAGUAUGAGCUCACAGCCCGGCACGGACCUUCCCGCCCUGCCCGCCCUCCCCCAGACCGGGGACGAGGCUCUGGCCAUCGAGACAGCCGUGAGGACCGCGGUUCUCUCCAUUAUGAAGGUGUUCCUGGACCUGAGCGAUAACAGAGCUCAGCGCUAUCAGCUUAAACUGGCCGAGAUGGAGCGGGAGAACUUCCAGCUGAAGCUGAAGCUGAAGGCGGCUGAGCAUCAGCUCCACGCCGGCCAGCACAGCACCUGCUCCGUGGAGAGCUACCAAAUCUCCGCGGACCUGACCUUCACUCCGGAGACCAGCCUCAGCCUCAGCUCAGUUACGGACAAUAAAGAAGAAGAACAAACAAGAGCAGAAGAAGCAUCAGAAGCUGUGGCAUCUUCUCAGAGUGAGGAGCCUCGCCUGGAAGCUUCAGACCUCAAACUAUUCAAAGAGGAACCCAACUAUGAAGACACGUUUUGGAUCAAGAAUGAAAUGGCAGAGGAAGGCUGUGUAGAGGCUGUGGCUUUCUGUGGGUACCCUGUCCUGACUGAUGACUUUAGUGGUGACCCACAUGUACAGCAGCAGCUGCAGCAGCAGCAGCAGCAGCAGAUCAUAUCUGUGCAGAGGUGUGGAGCAUGCAGCAGCCUCAACCACACCAUCCGUGAAGAUGAUGCACCUACAGCUUCCAGUCUGCAGAGAAAGAAGUUGGCAAGCAGGGAGAGAGUGAGGCAGUACAGAGCACGGAUCCGAGCUGACCCUGAGAAGUACCAUAUGUUGAAGGAGAAGGACCGUAUAAGGUAUCUCAGCAGGAAAAAGACCAUAGCAGAUCUUCCGGAACCAAUGAAGAACCUGAAGAGGAAGGCCUGGAGAGAGGCUUCAAAACGGCACCGUGCCAGGAAGCUUUCCUUCAUACACAACACUACCAACAUAUGUGACCAACACUUUUAGCUGUUAAACACUGUAGUCUGUGCCUUUUGAGUUUAAUUUACUUUUAUAAUACUGAGUGAGAGGGGAAUCUCACUGCAUUUAUCUUUAGAUAAAAGCAUUACAUUUCUGACCUGUGCUUGAGCUUCAGUUCAUUUGGACUGAGCAAUAAACAACUGAUGAAACAUUAAUUAUACAAAAUAAAAUUGGAAAAGAUAUUUUAUUGUUUCUGCCCAAAUAUAGAUACAAUUUGGUAUUAUAUGGUUAAUUAUUUUAUUAAUAGAUAAUUAAUUUAUUUGUAAAUUCUAUAGAUUUAAUAAUAUAAUCAUUCAGAGUAGUUUGGUGUGAAAUAAUUAAUCAUAAACUUUUUGACUGAUUUCUUUACAGUGGUGGUGAAAACCAGGCUUUAAUGUGUUCCAAACUAUAUAAAUAAAGUCAUAUAAAAUAUAUUAUUUGUAAAAUUAGUAAAAUACAAAAAUCAAAGAGCCCUCUAUAUUAGACAAAAAUGAUCCAGCCUCUGUUCUUUACUAAUGUUGCAUAAUGUGCCUUAUAAUCGGAUGCGCCUUAUGUAUAAAAAAUAGACCAGAAAAUUUACUUUUAUUAAUAAUUCACCUUAUAAUCCAGUGCGUCUUAUAGUGCGAAAAAUACUGUACAUAGAAUAUCUUUUGAGCUGUAGUUUUACAGCAGUCUUUUCACCACUACUGUGAACAACAAUUCUGAAUUGAAGGGUUUUUCACUUAACUACUCUGAAUCAGUGUGUGAACAUCUCAGACAGUAAGAUGUACAAUUAAAUGUAUAGAACUGUGAGGGAAACUGAACAAAAAAGGUAGAAUUUAUUUUAAAGUUGUGAAUGCAAUUUUAAAAUGUGAUGAAAGUGUUUUCCUCAGUAUGAGUGGGGUGUUGGCAGCAACAAGUUAUUUAUUACAUUUUUUUUUUUUUUGCUUUACCCACUAACACAUUACGAUGACUUUAAAACGUUACUAAGUUUUUUAUUUAUUGAUGAUUAACAUUUUAAUGACAGAUUGUGGUAAAACAUUAACUGUAUUUUCUAGAUAAUCUGAUAAAUUAUUAUUUAUUUUAUGAAACAAACAAGAAAAAACAUGGCAAAUUAGAUAUUUUUUCAAUGACACAGCACUUAAAGUAUCAGUAGAGAUGUGGCCUUGGCAGUCAGAUUAUAUACUAUGUAGUAAAUUGUUUUUUUUUUUGAUGAGCUAUGUUAAGUAUUUGUUGCUGUUGUUUCAUUUGAACAGAUUGCUUUAACAUUUCAUCAAAUGUUCAUCACACAUGGUUUGAAUUUUCUUUUUGGAAAGGUUUUUGAGAAUAAACUGUUGAUACAUUAUUAUCACUGAA